AGGUGUAUUUGGGGGGAAGCACUGUGUUUUGUGUGUGCUUGUUUUUAAGUGAGGUGUGUGUGUGUUUUUAAUGAAAGUUGUGCAUUCAAGUAAAAGGCAUGUGUGUGAGUGAUGUGUGUGUGUGUAAGUGAGAGACAUGUGUAUGUAAGUGAGAGGCAUGUAUGUGUGUGUAAGUGGGAGGCAUGUGUAUGUAAGAGAGACUUGUGUGUGUAAGUGAAAGAGACGUGUGUGUGUGUGUGUGUGUGUGUUUAAGUGAAUGAGGCGUUUGUGUGUUUUUUAUAUAUAUAUCUAGUGUUCACGCUAGGUGUCUGCACCUUUUUUUAGACAGAUGAAUCCCACCCUGCCCGUUUUUGUGCGCCCUACCAACCCGCCGUUUUCUGCCUGCCGUACCCCGCCACGCCGCCAGACCCAGCCGUGCGCCGCCGGACCCGACUGCUUGGCGUGGACCCACGUGACCUCGCGGGUUCCGGUGACGUCAGAGCCCUGGAUCCGGAAGCGGGCGCGGGUGACCGUGGGCUGCAGCCGGCGUCAGGCGUGACACGGACAGCGGACUGCUUGGCGUGGACCCACGUGACCUCGCGGGUUCCGGUGACGUCAGAGCCCUGGAUCCGGAAGCGGGCGCGGGUGACCGUGGGCUGCAGCCGGCGUCAGGCGUGACACGGACAGCGGACAGCAGCAGCACGUGGGAAGGAGGCCCUGGAGGACUCACCGAAGACAGGAGGAGGAGCGGAGACCUGCGCACCAGCUGAAGAGACGCGAGGGAGCGAGCCACAGGACCAGGAGAGGACCAACACCAGGGAGGAGUUGCCUGCGCCUGUCACCAGAGCGACCAGAGCAAACUGCGCUGAGUGGAGAAGAUGCCGCAGAAGAGGAGGAGUCCAGCCAGCCGCAGGACUGGGGAAGGACAUCCAACCUUCAGGGGACCCUGCAGCAAGGGAGGAGACUGACCAGCGACGGGAGCACCGGCAUCGCGGAGGACACCAGCUUACCGGAGCAAGGACCCGCAGAAGACCCCGACUGGCUUAAAGUAGGUGGUGCGGAACAGAGGGGAGGACGACGCACAUCGGGAUCCUGCAGCAGGAGAAAAGAUCCCCCUUCAGAGCACAGUAGACCACACUGAAAAGGGUGCAUCCCCGGUGCGGUGCUCUGCAUCCCGGGUGGCGCUGAAGACGUGGAGUGUCGGUGGUGGCAGAAGUGCCGCAGCUUGGGGGGCUUCUGUUUGUUGAGUCACCCACAGGGACAUAAGACAAUGAAAUUAGAUAACAGGUGGAAAACCCACAUGAAUCUUAAAGAAAAGACAAAUGGAUUUCUAUUUUGGAUGGGACUGUGGAACAGAUGUAUGUGUGCAGCACUGCCAACACUGUCAAAUGUCUCAGACGGAAAAAAGCUUAAAAGAUCUUGUGCUGGCAGAAGACGGCCCAGAGAAACCAAGUGCGUGUGAUUUAAGAUUACUCUACAUGAACUGAAGUGUAUGAUAAUAGCCAGGACACCAAGUUCUGGAGGGCCAUCCCUGCUGAGGAGAGGCUCGUGGCUACGCUGCACUACUUGGCUACAGGACGCUCGUUUGAGGACCUCAAGUUUGGGACCUGCAUCUCCGCUCAAGCUUUGGGGGCAUUAUCCAUGACACCUGCAAGGCUAUCAUCAAGUUGCUGCAGUUCCAUUAUUGUAGGUUCCCUACAAGCAUGGAAGAGUGGAUAGCAAUUGCAGAUAAGUUUGACAGGCGUUGGCAUUUCCCUAACUGCGGAGGAGCUAUUGACGACAAGCACAUUCGCAUUACCCCACCUGCCAACAGCGUGUCAUUCUACUAUAAUUACAAGGGAUACUUCAGCAUGGUGCUAAUGGUGGUGGUGAACGCUAACUAUGAGUUUCUGUGCGUAGAUGUUGGGAAGAAUGGGCGUGCUUCUGACAGUGGCUCUUUUAAGAACAUGGCAUUCUACAACCAGUUCACCACCAAGACCCUGCAUUUGCCAUCUAGAGAGGCAAUAAAACAUGGCCUAAACUAUGUAUUCGUUGCUGACGAGGCCUUUGCCCUCCAUGAGAAUGUCAUGAAGCCAUUCCCACAAAGGGUCCUCAAUAAAGAAAUUACCGCCUUAGGGAUCUUGAGCAACCAAUUCCAGAUCUUCCAUAUGGCAAUUCAUUUAAAGGUGGAGAAGAUUGACUUGGUGGUUACUGCCUGCUGUGUCCUGCACAAGAAAGCCACACAACAAAGGACAGUGGCCACAGUUGUGUUGGAAGACCCAGAAUAUCCAGAAGAGGUUGCUCAGUUCCCCUCAGUGGCGGGACGACCAGUGUGCGAAACUGGGACUGCUCUAGCCAAAAAAGUCAGAGUGGAAUAUAUGGCCUACUUCAACGAGGAUGGUGUGGUGCUGUGGCAGGAAGAGUAAAUAUGAUAAAGAGAAGGGGAAGUGGAGGAUACUGUGGAACAAUUGUCUGGCGUAUGAGUUUGCUAGGACUGUAUUUACUGAAGAGGUAUCAGGCGAUUCAACAAUAUCCUCUUCCUCGGCGCUGGCCUCCUCACUCUCAGCCAUGACUGUCAUCGAUCUCUGGACUGGUUCCUGAUGGACAAGAAACAUGAGCUGGUUGUAGUACCACAAGUUUGUCUUGUAGACAUCCUCAGUCCUCACUCCUGACCUCUUGGACUCUUCUAUUUUCUUAUGUUCCUUCAGAAACACAGUCAAUAGAUUUUGAAUCUUCUUGCACACCCAGAUGACGGAUGUCGCGUCAUGGAAGGUUUGCUGUAUGCAGCAAGCUCCUCAUACAGUCUGCCUAGGUUCUCUUCACCUAGUUUGGAUUUAACUAACCACAGGCUUUCAUUCUGCUGGUAUAGGUUGAUGAACCCAGUAAUAAAAUCAUGCUCUGCAUCAAGUGACAAAACUAGAAAUAAAAGAGAGACAUUUAUAUUGAUGGACAUGGGGCCUACUUCAGGUUGGAUCUCAGUGUGUGAUCCAACCGUAAAUUCUGAGAAAAAGAUGCGGGCGCAUGCGCAGUGCCCAUCCUGCUCAUGCACCUGCAUUUUCUGCGGGGGGGGGUUCAGAAAAUGCGACGCCCCUGCCUGUCAAUCAGUUGUGGGGUGGCAGUGGCAAACGCAGGAUAUCUAGAAGGGGGUUUCCAAAUGCAAUCCACAAUCUCCCACUCUGCGGAACACGGAAUACAAUAUUAAUAUUUGAGACUAUAGAUGGUCUAUAGUAUAGGCUGUAUCAAACAUAUUUAAUAUAAAUAAGAUAAUGUAAGUGGUCAGGAAAAGGUUAAACAUACCAUAAUAAAUAAACAAAUACACAAACAUAAUAGAACCAGUACUGCACUUUCUAAGCACACAUUCUCCCACCUCAUGGUAAGGUUCCUGUCUCUUCUUCCUGAUAGCUAUUUUCUGGUCCAGUGCACUGAUUGAGGCCUCAGAAGCAGAAGAAGCUUAUAACCCUGGGCAUGUGCAGCAGCUUAAACUGCAUGAUGUGGCAGCAGGUCUAGUAAUUGUAUUAUAUACCAUUGCAAUUGUUGUCAUAAUUUGAGCCACUUGCCAAGAAGAGGGGUUUUCCAGGCAACUGGAACCCCCCCCCUGCAUUUACCUAUGCAUGACUUCCCAUGUCUAGCCUUAGAAGUGUAAGUAAACACCAGCGGAUGGCCUGAGACACAGUUAUACACACUCAUACUGGUCAUGGAGUGGAGGCAUGCAGGUCGCCAGCUAUUGGUUGUAUGCAGGUAGUUGUGCAAGCGGAGCCAGUCUCUCUGGUGGCAUGUAAUCAAUCACAGUAAUAUUGCAGGUCUCACGGAGCUAAGUGAAAAACAUCUGUCUUCCACUGUGGCGCUCUAACACAGUGUUAAGAUGGCGUCCCAUAUACACAGAACAAAUGAUGGUGGCCAUCUUGGUAUGGGAUUGACACUUCCUUUGAGGAACAAACAUGAAGCAUGCACAGUAGUGAUCUACAUCUUUAGCAAGCUGUAUGCUGAUUUUGCACAGCAAUUUGGAAGCCAUGCAGGACUGUCUGUGGAGGGAGGGUCUGAUCGGGGAGGUUAAUUUACAUUUUUGCCACAAUAUUGAGACCAUCUGCAAUCUUAAUUAAUAAAACAAGUUUGGUUAUGCUUGCCAGAUUGUAAAGAGCUGGAAUAAACAGGAAUCCCCUCAACCCAGGAGCUCCCCAGGUUCUGUCACAGACAGGGCUGCAGGUCUCAGUUACAGCUGCUAAACAAUGGGCCCCCUUAUAGCCUGUAUCACAGUUUAUAUUAUAUAACAGUUAUUUCAUAUAAAAGUUUAUAUUAUAUAAAGGUGUUUUAUUAUCUAGAAACAAAGUUGGUCACUGGAGAAGAAUGCGGCUAUUACUGUAUGCAAAUCAGUUAACAGGUUUAAUAUUAGAGAUGUGCACUUGAAAUUUUUCGGGUUUUGUGUUUUGGUUUUGGGUUCGGUUCCGCGGCCGUGUUUUGGGUUC
Molecule: messenger RNA, 4421 nt
Organism: Pseudophryne corroboree (corroboree frog)
Lineage: Eukaryota; Metazoa; Chordata; Amphibia; Anura; Myobatrachidae
Exons: 8
Coding region: 1683-2384 (233 amino acids)
Source: RefSeq, a predicted model, not a curated record